GGCUAUAAAUGCUGUGAUGGUUUAACAUUUCUGCUUUUUCGAGGUUAUGUAAUGUCAUAUGUUCCUGGAUCACGAGCCACUCGGGCUAAUAAUGUAAAAUGGUGGCCAUAGAUAUGAUCUAGCUGAAAAUCAAGUAUUAAAGUCCUUAGUUUCAUGAAUCUAUGUAUACUGUGUUGUUGUAUGAAAACUACUGAUAAGCUUCUCUGUUUCAUUAAAAUUUACCAAUUGUCAUACUUCGAGCAAAAUGUAAUCAUGAAUUAUUAACCCUUUCAUCUUAACCGUAGUGUACUGGCAUCAAGAAAGUGACCACUUAUGGACUAAUCGCAAGUGAAAACAGAAGAGUCGAUGUCUUCAAAGUGAGAGACUUUUCACAUGUCUAUAUAGCAACAGAUAAGAUCAGUAGUCUUGCUCGGAUUGUAGCAUCAGCUAUGACUACAAGCAGUGUAAAGCUUUAUGGAGGGCAGCAUAGCCCAUAUGUCAACAGGGUUGUGAUGGCGCUCGAGGUUAAAUCUGUCGAUUAUGAGUUAGUAGAAAUGAAUCCAUUUGAAAAACCUGAGCUUCUCAUCAAAAUCAACCCCAUUCACAAGAAAAUCCCAGUUCUUGUCCAUGGUGAUAGGCCUAUCUGUGAGUCUCUUAUCAUAGUUCAGUAUAUUGAUGAUGCAUGGACUAAUGGCCCUUCAAUCCUUCCCACUGAUCCGUAUGACCGCGCCACAGCUCAAUUCUGGGCUGCUUUUGUUGAUGAUGAGUUUGUUCCAUUACUCAGGAAAAUGAGGGAGACCGAAGGGGAGGAGGCGAAAAUGCUGGUUUUCGAGGAAGUGCUUGAAGCAUGUGUGUUGUUUGAGGAUGCAUUCAUCACCUGCAGCAAAGGCAAAGCUUUUUUUGGUGGAGAGAAUGUUGGUUACCUUGAUAUAGCUCUAGGGUGUUUUGUUGGACAUCUAAGGUUGAAUGAGAUGAUGAAUCCGACUUACAAAAUCCUUGAUGAAACCAAAACUCCUUGUCUGGCUGGAUGGGCAGAGAGACUUUACUCAGACAGUCUUGUUAAGGAUGUUAUGCCGGACCUCCAGAAGCUUCAAGAACUUCUCAAAAAGUAUCAGGCAGUGUCAAAAACUGUUUCUGAUUGAAUGAUUGAAUUCAUUGUUCUGUUUUGUGUUCA
This is a messenger RNA of Salvia hispanica, 1153 nucleotides long. RefSeq names its product glutathione S-transferase U17-like. Gene Ontology annotation, cellular component: cytoplasm. Gene Ontology annotation, biological process: glutathione metabolic process. The record is from RefSeq and is a predicted model, not a curated record. Lineage: Eukaryota; Viridiplantae; Streptophyta; Magnoliopsida; Lamiales; Lamiaceae. Gene Ontology annotation, molecular function: glutathione transferase activity.